Molecule: messenger RNA, 1392 nt
Organism: Elaeis guineensis (African oil palm)
Lineage: Eukaryota; Viridiplantae; Streptophyta; Magnoliopsida; Arecales; Arecaceae
Source: RefSeq, a predicted model, not a curated record
GCAGCAUCAUGGCUGGUCCUGGACGUGGAUAUUCGCAGGGUAGACAGCAAGCCUCACUUGAUGAUACACAUCUUCACUUUAGCAUUUUGCAUGAUGAGUCAGAGGAUUUAGAUGAGACUCAGUUGUCUGAGUCCACAGAGCAGACUAGUGCUCAGCCAGAGCUUGCCCAGCCGGAGGUCAUGGCACCGCAGCAUCAUCCUUCUGCAGGAACACAGCAGCGAUGUGCAGUGCGUGGUCCUAAUAGGGGCCUCGUUUUGGAGAAAUACGUGUAUACGUACAAUGAAAAGCCGAAAGUACAGAUAUUUCGGGAUCAUCCAGUUGGCACAAAAGCUAGUAUAGUCGCAAAUGAGAUCAGUCUGUAUAUGUGGAAUUAUUUUUCAUGGACCGUUGAUAGUUUCAAGCAUGUAGCCCCUCGAUACCGCGAUGCCUUAGUCUCUCACAUCAAGGAUAAUAUUAACUUCGAGGAUUGCACCGAUGAACAAGUGACGGCGUGUAUUCUCAAAAUGGCUGCAAAUAGAUAUAGAGAUCGACGAUGUAGACUUCAUAAAUACUGCAAUGAGCUGCAGGCGAAGGGGAUUGACCCUGUGACCCAGCCUUAUAGAAAUUGGGCUGGGUCUGGUGACGAUUGGCGGUGGUUAUGCGAGCAUUUUAGGAGUGAGGCAUUUCAGCGACGAUCGGAGGUGAAUAAGGUGAAUAGCAGUAAGAUUGAUUCUAUUCACACGCAAGGAAGUGCCUCUUUUGCACAGAAAAUGAAGAGGAUGGGACUAUCUGGGGUCGACGUCUAUGGUAAAUUCUAUCAAAAUAAGAGUGGCGAGUUUGUGACCGAGGAGGCAAGACAGCAUCAUGAAAAAAUGUUACAAUUGAGAGAGCAGACGGCGAGGGAGGUUGGAUCUAACAGCGAUGUUGGAUCGCAGUCGGUUUGUUCGAUGACAGAUGAUGCGAUUUUGGAUACCGUCCUCGAGCAGCAGCUAGGAUCUAGGCAUAGCAUGCGAUCAAAAAAAUUUCGCAGUUCGUCAUUUGAUCGGUCUGAUGAUGCCUCGGUGCCAGAGGCAGUUAGGACAUCGAUGAGCAUGAUGCAGGAUCAAAUUACUUACUGGAUGAAUCGUAAUCAGAUGCUCGAGAGGAUAGUGGCUGCGAUGGCGGGACGGCUCGGUAUCGAUGCCUCCGAGUUAGCAUCUCUACAGCCGCAUGAUGUCGCCUCUGCACAGCCAUCGCGACACACAUCGAGCCAGGGAUCGACGUCUGGAGGAGGAAAUGAGGCCAACGACUUUGAUGAUAUAUAGUUUGUAGUUUUUUUAAAUUUUAAAUGGUGUAUGAACUCAUACUUUUGUAUAUGACAAUGAUGGCUAUGAAACUUAUUGCUAUUUGAAAUUUGAAUGUUUUUAUUGUGUU